GCGGGCGGGGUGGCUCAGGCCCGGGGAGGCGAUGACCGAGCAGAGAUUCUCCUCGAUGCAGGGGCUUCUCCAUCAGCAGGUUAAUUCCACCUAUAGAGAUAUUUAUAAAUAAAAUGGGUGCACAAACGUAUGGAGUUAUAAAGAAAAGGUGUUAUAAAGAUAGGGAAACUGGAAGAGAAACCAAGAAGGCUAAAAAAAAAAGGAAGAUUGAGGAAAAUGACAUUUGCCCAAAUCAUCAGGAAAUUAAAAUAUCUAGUAAAGUGAAGAAACCCCGUUUGUCCACUCGAAUGUUUGGAGAAGGCCAAAUCAGCUAUGAGCAACUGUAUGAACUCCUCAAGUAUGCCACGCUGGGAAAACAUCACACUGCCACUCAGCCCAGUUGGUGUCGUAUCCACCACCAAAGGCGUUUGGCUGGUGUCAUGGUGGUGAUUUUGCACCACGUGGAUCAGCUCCAUUUCUACCGCUACUACUUGCAGUUCAAACAUCUCCGAAAGACAUUCAGACACCGUUUCUCUCUGCCCCCCAUCUCUGGGGACUUCAUAGAAAAACUUUGUGGAGCAAGCAUCAACAACCAUCAACAACUCAACAGGGAAGAGAUGAAUGAAGAUCCCAUAAUUCAGAAAUACACAAAAAAGGGCUACAGUCUCUCAAGUUAUGUUUUAACUCCCGAGGAGAUGCAUCUCCACGAUUACCCUCUAGAAGAUUCUGGCACCUGCAGCCAUUUUGUUCGUACCGACUGCAAUGGCCCGGUCACCGACAGCAGCCCCCUCUUUGGACUGGACUGCGAAAUGUGUCUCACAGAUAAGGGGUCAGAGCUCACCCGAAUUGCUGUGGUGGAUUCCAGUGGUCGAUGCAUUAUGAAUGAGCUUGUCAAGCCCAAAUUGCCAAUAAGAAAUUACCUUACCUGUUACUCUGGCAUCACAGAGAAACUGCUCCAUCCCGUCCAAACCACCCUCGCAGAAAUCCAGGGCCGAUUAAGGAAUCUAUUGCCCUCUGAUGCCAUUUUAGUGGGUCAUUCCUUAAAUGCUGAUCUUCGAGCUCUAGAAAUGAUUCAUCCGAACAUUAUAGACACUUCGCUUCUCUUUGCCAGAAAAGGUGGCAAAAGGUUCAAGCUGAAAUUCUUAGCAGCAGCUGUUUUAGGGAAAGAAAUUCAGUGCAAGGGCCAAAUGGGUCACAAUCCCACAGAAGAUGCCCAGUGCGCCCUUGAGUUGGCCCAGUAUUUCAUUGACCAAGGACCCAAGAAAGUUGCAGAGUUGAAUCUAGAAGCCAGAUUGUCAGAGCAAAGGAAGGUGGGAGAGGCAGAGAUUUGGGUCAGGGCAAAACAAAAGAACAGGAUCCAGAAAGGGGUACAAAACCCCAGCCAAGGCCUUUUUGACAGCUUACAGUCUCUCGGUCAAAAAACAUUGCUUCUGGGAGAACAAAAUAAUGUUCAGAAUCAUACGGCUUCCCUAAAUAAACAAGUUCUCCAGAGAGCCCUGGAAGAGAUCCCUAAGUCUUCCUUUAACAUAAUUCAAUUUGGUUUGGAUUCAAAGCAUGUCACAACUGACCUCCUUGCAGAAUCCAGUUCAAAGAUGAGGGCCCAGCUUUCUGACAUGCUGACCGUCUACGCAGGCCCUUUUACCAAAGACGUUUGCCUGAAGACUGUGAAGAAAGCUUUUAGGAAGUGCGGCCACGUUCGGUCAAUCCAGAUCAUUUCAGAAACGUUUAAGCCCCAUCUCUGUAUCCAGUAUGAAGUGCUGGAAGCUGUCCAGCUUGCCUUGAAGGACCUGAACGGAGCAGAAGUUGGAGGAUCCACCAUCAGGGUUCAAAGGCCCAUCGCUGAGAUGACCCUUGAUUGCGAGGUGCUGGUGAAAGAGCUGGAAAGGGAUCUGGAAAAUGAAGGCAUCCUUUACGUGGCCGGGUUGAGGAAAUGCCAAGGUGAGACAGAGCUGCAAGAACAGUUGGGCCAUUUGAAAGAUGUACGUUCCAUUUUUUGGCCAAGGGAUCUCCAGACUGGCAGACAGAGGAAUUACUGCUUUCUGAGAUUCCAGACCCCAGAGAGUGCCUCCAGAGCCCUCCAAACUCUAAAGGAGAGCCACAUGCGGAGCAGGAGAGCCCUCACAUCUCCCACACUCUUCCGAUGGGUCUGUCUCACAAAGGAAGAGGGCAGAGGAGUGGCAGAACUCCAGGAGAAGCAAAAACCCUUCAAUUUGGAACUUGGUUUAAAGAAAGCCAUCAGGACCCUGGACCACAGAGUCAAAACGCUGUAUGAGCGGGUUCCAGAGCAUACGCUCUGUCUCGUUCUAUUACCAGGCGCCAACAGGCUCUCCGGCUCUCCUUGCGGCCUCAGCCUUUUGGGAAUUAAGGGAGAAAAGAACAUUUAUAUGUCCUGCUAAAACGCAGGGGCUGAAGUCCCACUUUGGUGGAAAAACAGCCAUUCUCGCUUCAGCAGCCUGAGUGUCCGCAAGCUUCUCAGGGCAAUUUUUAAAGUGUUAAAUAAAAAAAAAAGUA
This is a messenger RNA of Python bivittatus (Burmese python), 2490 nucleotides long. RefSeq names its product RNA exonuclease 5 (gene REXO5). Gene Ontology annotation, cellular component: nucleus. Gene Ontology annotation, molecular function: exonuclease activity; RNA binding. Lineage: Eukaryota; Metazoa; Chordata; Lepidosauria; Squamata; Pythonidae. The record is from RefSeq and is a predicted model, not a curated record.